GCCCUCAAUGAGCGGGUGAAACUUCCUAUCCGUCUUCUUAUAUUUGGAAUUCAAUUAAGAUUAAAGAUGGGUGAGUGGGACUUUCUCGGAAGACUGCUGGAUAGAGUCCAGAUGCACUCAACGGUGGUGGGAAAAAUUUGGCUCACCGUCCUGUUUGUGUUUAGGAUUCUAGUCCUCGGGGCCGGUGCCGAGAGAGUUUGGGGCGAUGAGCAGUCAGACUUCAUCUGCAACACAGAGCAGCCGGGGUGCGAGAACGUCUGCUACGACCAGGCGUUCCCCAUCUCACACAUUCGUUUUUGGGUGCUGCAGAUCAUCUCGUUGUCCACACCUACUCUAGCCUACCUGGGCCACGUCGUCCACGUCAUACAUGUCGAAAAGAAAGUGAGAGAGAUGAUGAAGAAAGAGCUUCAGAAUGAGCAAAUCAGUCUGUUCCUCAAGAAAGGCUACAAAUUUCCCAAGUACAGCAGGGACAAUGGGAAGGUCAGCAUUCGGGGGCGUCUCUUGAGAAGCUACAUUCUGAGUUUGCUUUGCAAGAUACUUUUAGAGGUGGGUUUCAUCUUGGGCCAGUACUACCUUUAUGGCUUCACUCUUCAGGCCCAAUACGUCUGUGUCCGUUUUCCGUGUCCUCACAAGGUGGACUGUUUCUUGUCAAGGCCUACUGAGAAAAGCAUCUUCAUUUGGUUCAUGCUGGUGGUGGCCUGUGUCUCUUUACUCCUAAAUGUGAUUGAGAUCUUAUAUCUUUGCAUCAAGAAGAUCAACGAGUGUCUCAGCCGCAAAAAGGACUACAACAUCACACCCGUGACCCCGGUUGUGAACAGAAAGGACUUAAAAAAUACAGAUCAGGUGAUUCAGAACUGGAUGAACCAUGAGCUGGAGCGUCAAAGGAGGGAACUUGGCAAUGAGGCAACUAAAAGUGUGGCUUCAGAGGACCACAGUGCUGACGUGCAAGAGGUCCAUAUCUGAUCAGCAGGUCUCUGUACACAAAGGCUUUCACACGGUCAACUUGAGCAAACAGCCACUGAUCCAAGUGACUCGUGCAUGGUCGAGACCCCCCAACUUCAAGCAUGCUA
Molecule: messenger RNA, 1070 nt
Organism: Sinocyclocheilus grahami
Lineage: Eukaryota; Metazoa; Chordata; Actinopteri; Cypriniformes; Cyprinidae
Gene: gja11
Product: gap junction protein, alpha 11
Exons: 2
Coding region: 67-963 (298 amino acids)
Biological process (GO): cell-cell signaling
Cellular component (GO): connexin complex
Molecular function (GO): gap junction channel activity
Source: RefSeq, a predicted model, not a curated record